Penicillium brevicompactum is the source of this 504-nucleotide messenger RNA. RefSeq names its product putative ubiquitin conjugating enzyme. NCBI's taxonomy places the organism in Eukaryota, Fungi, Ascomycota, Eurotiomycetes, Eurotiales, Aspergillaceae. The coding region runs from base 1 to 504 and encodes 167 amino acids. The record is from RefSeq and is a predicted model, not a curated record. Gene Ontology annotation, cellular component: cytosol; endoplasmic reticulum. The transcript is spliced from 3 exons.
AUGGCAACUACCCCCGCUGGGCGCAUGCUGUCCCGCCAGCUGCAACAAAUGCAAUCCGAUAAGGACAUUCCGGGGAUCAGUUGCGGUCUGGUGGAUAACAAUAUCUUUGAAUGGGAGGUGAUGCUUAUGAUUUCGGAUGAUGUGAAGCUCUAUGGGGGUGGUAACUUCCGAGCACGUCUCACUUUUCCUUCAGAGUACCCUCACCGUCCUCCUACAAUGAAGUUUGAAUCCUCCUUGUUCCACCCCAACAUCUACGAGAAUGGCGAGGUCUGCAUCUCUAUCUUGCACCCUCCCGAAGAGGACAAAUACGGCUACGAAUCCGCCGCCGAACGCUGGUCUCCCGUGCAAACCCCCGAAACCAUCCUCCUCUCCGUCAUCUCCAUGCUCUCCAGCCCGAACGACGAAAGUCCAGCCAACGUUGAGGCUGCCCGAUUGUGGCGUGAAGAUCCAGCCGAGUUCAAGAAGCGCGUCCGCAAGUGCGUUCGUGCCAGCUUGGACGAGUGA